Messenger RNA from Neurospora hispaniola, 1415 nucleotides. RefSeq lists its product as uncharacterized. The record is from RefSeq and is a predicted model, not a curated record. The coding region runs from base 121 to 981 and encodes 286 amino acids. The transcript is spliced from 2 exons. Lineage: Eukaryota; Fungi; Ascomycota; Sordariomycetes; Sordariales; Sordariaceae.
GUGGGAAACGGGAGACCAGGAGAAAGAAAAAGUGGCUGGCGCUCCUUGGUCUUCCUUGAGAUCCCGAUUAGCUAUGUCUUGGUUCCGUCAGAAUAAUAUCCAGAUCGCAAGCGCUUUUGGAUGGACUCGCGAUGGAUAGGCACAUAUUUAGCGGGAGUUGGAUGGACAUCAUCAGCUCAUACUCUUGUAUGUACAUACGUAUAUAUGGAUGUAUGCACCAGAGUGAUCGUCAUCUCUGGCAGAUCGAAUGGGGUCAGAUCCGAUGUCAUGGCACGAAACAAGGGCACUACCGGGUGGACGGGCGCGUCUCUUUGGGCCUCUUGUCUUUCUGAUGCCAACAUAUCGGUCUUUCCAGGCCUCUGUUUCACAUCUCCUUGUCACCAUCGACGAGUGUUUGAUGAGGGUCUGGCGGGACUCGCAAGACUGCGACCUAUAUCAUGCAGGGUAAUUAAUAUAUACAUAGUAAGGCUGGGUGGUAUCGGCUGGCACCCCCCGGUCAACGAGGGCCGUGUCUUGCCAUCGACCCGAAGGCAUCCAGAUGCCCGUGUCCCCUUCAUUUCCUCAUUCCCAUUCCGGACUCUCGGAACUUCGCCUUGGGCUUGUUGCGCUGCUGCUUCAGUCCUUCACCCGUUCGUCUGUCUGUCUGGAUCACAGCCUCUCGGGUUUCUCCCCUCUUCUACCAUACCCCCCCGCUCCGUCAGCUCCGUUCCCCAUCACUUCUUUGCCUUGACUCUCUGGCGGUUGCAGUCUAGUUGCUGCGAUGUUGCAGAAAGCAGGUGUUCCAAACAGAAAUCCGUCAGUUCGGACGUGUUGUGCUCGAGCCACAUCUCCAACACCACCUCACCUCAUACGGUCACUUGCUUCUGCUUCUGCUUCUUGCCUUGCCUUGCGUCGCAAGUCUUGUUCUCUGAGCCAAUCGGCUUCUUCCACACUCUUUUGGGUCUUCUGCUGAUACCACUCUCUUCUUCUUUUGCUUCCUAACGCACGGUCUGGUUGCCUGUUCUUCGUCUUUCUUGGGCUACAGACUGGUUGCCCUUCUGCAUUCAACAGACAUCGAAAUCAGCCCGUAGCUUCUGUCCUGUGUCCCGCUGCUCAUUCCUGGAACCUGGAUUUCAACAAGAGAACCUGGUACAUUUGGCGUACCUAAUAAAAUCCAAGCUAUCAUCACGACUGUUCGGAGGACUCACCCUUCCCAUAUUUUCGGCCCUCCUUUCCUCGGCGCCCUCGACACGCUGACCUACUUACCUGCAAGGCUGUGCCUGAUCGACGACUUCAGACGUCACCUCCUUUACACCAAGUAACGGCGUACCUACGGAGUCCCUGCGUCUCCCCGUCCGUCCCACAAAGCUGAAACACCAUUGGUCUUCUGGGGGCACACAGCAUCUGGUCGUACUCUACCAUCAUCAACUCACCUC